AUGUUUGUAAUGGGAGAGUUUGUUUAUGUUGUGAAGGGCAGGUCCAAACACACAGGCGGCUGUUUUUAAGACAGUGCGCGAAGCAGGAAUCCGAGGAUAUGUGGUUUACCUCAUGGCAGCCACAACAUGUUUUCUUCUAUCCUAGGAUCACCUAGGACCACUUUUUCAAGAAAGUUACGAUUGUGAAGACUGAAGGACAUGAUGAAAGCAAGGUGAAUGGGUUAGUGUUUGUGGGAUCUACUGCUUGCAACACCUCCUUGAGAUCUGCAGUACACACCAAGAGACGCUGCUGAUUGCUUCUCAUGGACAUUGACAAAGAUGACUAAAAAACCUCUCACUGGAUAGUUAUUGAAAUUGCAUUGGUGAGGAGCGACAUGCUGCACCAUAACAAGGCUCCUUGGAGAUAGAGGAAUGCAAAUCUGCAAUCAUGAUGGAAGGAUUGAAAAAACGCACCAGGAAGGCCUUCGGGAUACGGAAGAAAGAAAAGGACACUGACUCUACGGGGUCACCAGACAGAGAUGGUGGAUCACAGAAAAAGACCAAUGGGGCUCCAAAUGGCUUCUGCGGGGAGAUUGAUUGGGAGAGAUAUAACUCGCCUGAGGUAGACGAAGAAGGAUAUAGUAUCAGGCCAGAGGAGGAAGAGGGAGCAGCCCCCAAAGAGAAGACUCACUUUUUCUCCUCCAGUGAGUCUGAAGAAGAGGAGGACCACCGCAAAAAGUUUAAGAUCAAAAUUAAACCCUUGCCAGCAGACGCUAACUUUCCAGCGCCCUCGGUAGAUGAAUUAAAAGCCUCCAUAGGCAACUUAGCUCUGACUCCCUCGCCUCUGAGGAAUAGUCCGAGACGUAGCCCGGGGCUGGCAAAAAGAAACCCUAGUGAAGAAAUUGCACGACCGAGACGUGUUGUUCCAACGCCCGCACCAGCUCUUGCCCCGUCUACAACACCUGCAUCUGCGCCUCCACCUGCGCAUGCGCCUGUGCCCACUCCAGAGCCUGCUAGUAAUAAGAAAUCUCCGGUGCCAGAGGAUGCAACAGCCUUAUUCGGCCCUCCCUUGGAGACAGCCUUUGAUGAGCAGAAGACCAGUGAAGUGGUGAUAGAGGAACCUGAGGUUUGGGGUGCACCCCUGCCUGAGCAACACCUAGAAUCCUCACUGGCAACACCUUUUUCUACAGGAACUCUGCCUCCGCUUCCGCCUAAGAAUGUGCCGACCUCCCCUCCUCCGAUUGAAUCUCCUGCUACAGAGCCUACUGAUGUACAGAAAGAAGAGGAAAAUUCAAGGCCGACCUCACAGAGGCCCUCUAUAACUGAUCUGGACAACAUCUUUGGUCCAGAAGACUCUCCAAAACCUGGUCAAGAUGCUGAAGACAAAUGGGUUUGCUUCAAUGAUGCGUCACCUGAAAGACUUCCUCCCUCUGAAGGAGGAGUGCUAGCACCUCCACUCCCCUUGUCUCCACCUCCCCCAGCAGAACCAGCACCCCCACUACCUAAAUCACCCCCUCCAUCUGAGGAGCCGAACCUUUCUUUACCAAAAUCUUCACCUCCUGCUGCAGAUCCGGCACCUUCUCCUCCUUCCAGUGAGUCACACAGGGAAAGCCCCCCACCUGUUCCAAAUGUUCCCAAAGAUACCACUCCUUCUCCUCCAACUGUCCCGCCCCCUCCGGUGGAAGAGGCCCCGGCCCCACCGACACCAGAUGAUCUUUUUCAAUCCACUACGGACUUUUCGUCAUGUGCUCCUCUGACAGAGACCCGAUCAGACUCAAUCAACAGCCCGCCGAGCACUGUAGAGACAAGUGUACGCACAAUCCCUCCACCCUUGGUUCUGAACCAAGAGGACGAGAAAAGCCCUGAUGAGAUUCCAUCAAAAGAGGACCCCAGUGAGAGCAGCACUUCACCCAAAGAGAUUUGUCAAGGACCACGUUCAACACCUCCUCCUCCACCACCUCCUACAUACAGGGCGGUAGUUUCAUCACCAGGGCCCAUUCCUCCAGCUAGUACAGGUGGAAAUGAAAGUGGCUCCUCCUCCCCUGUACGCCCAUCUACCCCUUUGGCUACCAGCAGCUCUCCCCCUCCCCCUCCCCCACCUCGGCCACCCUCACGACCCAAACUGCCUCCAGGGAAACCAAGCGUAGGGGAUGUGAAUCGGCCGUUCAGCCCCCCUGUACACUCGUCAAGCCCCCCUCCUCUGGCUCCGCUGGCCCGUGCGGAGAGCACCUCUUCCAUCUCCUCCACCAACUCUCUGAGUGCUGCCACCACUCCCACCGUCGGUAAAGAGCUCUCCGUGUCUGUGUCAGAAGAUGACGCUUUUGUAGACAAACUUCCCAACUUUGAGAGACGGGCAGACGUUCCAGCAGAGACAGACCAGCCCUCCCUCGUGUGGUUUGACAGAGGCAAGUUUUAUUUAACCUUUGAAGGCUGUUCUCGAGGGCCCAGUCCCCUCACCAUGGGGGCCCAGGACACGCUGCCUGUGGCUGCAGCUUUCACAGAGACAGUCAGUGCUUACUUCAAAGGAGCUGACCUUAAUAAGUGUGUGGUGAAGAUCACCGGAGAGAUGGUGUUGUCCUUCCCAGCAGGCAUCACAAGGCAUUUUGCAAAUAACCCCUCGCCCGCUGUGCUAACCUUCAGCAUAACCAACUACAGUCGUCUGGAACACGUUCUUCCUAACCCACAGUUACUGUGCUGUGACACCACGCAGCCAAAUCCAAACUCAAAGGAGUUCUGGGUGAAUAUGCCAAACCUGAUGACCCAUUUAAAGAAAGUGUCGGAGCAGAAACCACAGGCAACUUACUACAAUGUAGACAUGCUGAAAUAUCAGGUGUUACCAAAGGGUCUACAGUCCACUCCUCUAAAUCUAGCAGUGAGCUGGAGGUGUGAGCCCACCAGUACCGACCUGAGGAUAGACUACAAAUACAACGGUGGGGCCAUGACCACUCCUGUCGCCCUCAACAAUGUUCAGUUCCUCAUCCCUGUGGACGGAGGCGUCAGCAAACUGCAGGCUGUGCUUCCUCCAGCUGCUUGGAAUGCGGAACAGCAGAGAAUCUUAUGGAAGAUUCCUGAUAUUUCGCAGAAAUCUGAGAAUGGAGGUGUCGGAUCUCUGCUGGCCCGUUUCCAGCUAACAGAGGGACCCAGUAAACCCGCCCCUGUGGCAGUGCAGUUCACCAGUGAGGGCAGCACUCUGUCAGGGUGUGACAUCGAACUGGUUGGCCUUGGAUAUCGUUUUUCCCUUAUCAAGAAGAGGUUUGCAGCAGGAAAAUACAUCGCAGACAACUAAACAGCAUCUUUGAUCCGUGCAAGUCUGCAUAUUUUGGACCAAUUCUGAAUAUUUAACACAGGACAGAUCACAAGCCUGAUCCCUACCUGACCUUAUGGAUAAACCUAUGUAGAUGUACAAUACAGGUGGACCUCACACACUCCAGCAGUAUUAUAUGAGUUGCAUUGUAAAUGUGGACCGUUUUAGGGUGUACUUCUUAUAUGUGUGAACUUUAUUCACUUUGCAACAUCUGUAUUACUGCAGCUAAAUGACCGGGGUUUGUUCGUAAGGUUUAGCCUCUCUAUUUCUGUCCGAUGUGUUAUUGGCUGUGCCUACCUGAAUUCUCUGUAUCCUUCUCUAAAAGUUGAUACUGAACAUGUAAUGUUUUUCUUUCUCUAUGCAUUCAGUUUGUCAAAAAGUAUCACGUUUUUCGAACAAGGUAGCAAAUUAGUACGGUAAACAACUGACUGUCUAAAAGAGGAAUAAGACUCUGCCACAAGAUGGCGCUAUACCGUUGCAUGUAGUAAGAGGUCUUGCUCAAGCGUUUUUAGUCAUGAAAACGUAUUCAGGAAUUUCUCAUUUUAAUUUCCCAGUGAAGUCAGGUUAAUUGAAAAACAAUAGUUUUUUUUUUUUCGAAACUCUUUAUAGACAGCCACAGCUUUAAAACUCUCCUGCUUGCAAUAGACGCACACAAAAAAAAAGAUUUUCUCAACAGAAAAGUCCUUUUAAAUUGGUAAUGUAUGACUUGAAGGCCGCUUGGUGUUUUCUUGUAUUGUUAAAUAGCCUUUCUGUUUAUUCCCAAGGGAACAGUGUUAGACAUCAGAGUACAUGACAUCACUCUAUUUUUAUUUAUUCAUUAUGUGUUGUAUAAAAAAAGAAACAAGUUACACUGUAUAUGAAUAGACUUUGAAUGGUAUCAUAAUUUAGGAUCCUUGAAGUUUUUUGACUUUUUGUUAUCUGUGUAGUCGGGUAAGCUGUGUACAGUAUAAUGCUAAGGUAUAAUUUUUAAAUUUAUUUCAGAUAUAAGUUUUUUAAUUCAAGUGCAACAGAAAAUUUACGCUAUAUAAAUAUAUAUAUGGGUUGGGGUGACAUUUAAAAGAGAAAAUGAAACGGGAUACUGUAUCUACCUAGAUGCGUCAUGCUUAAUGUUAUUAUAGUGUUAUGUAUAUUGCAGCACUAUUAGUUCAACUAUGAAUUGUCAGCUUUUGGACAUUGUAAAUUAUUUUCUCAUUCACGCAGAUGUGUUUGUAUCCAGCCUCUCCCCUCAGUGUUCUGAGCAUGAGCCCCUGCGCUUGAGAACCUCUUUAUUUUGCAAAUGGUAACGGUCUCUGUGAGAUGACAAGGUUCUUGAGUGGUUCAAUGACCAAAUUUUUUUUUCUUUUUUUUUUUCUUUUCGUUUCGUUUGUACGUGUAUCCAGAAUUGUCCUUUAAGAGAAAAUAAGCUGCAUAUUUUUUAAAUGUUUAAACCUAUGAAUAAAGUGAAAAAUAUUGUUUCUUGUGAAAAAAAAAAUGAAAAGGACAAAAAAAAAAAUUGUGUUACUGUUUAACUUCCCAGAUGUUCUGAUGUUCACUGUCAGGAACAAACAUUUUGGUUACAUCUUUGAGUGUCUGAUGUAGACGUUGUGAUGGUUUGGAGAAGAUUACUGGUGCUUUGUGAUUCAUAGGUUUCCAUCUACAUUUAAUGUUAAGGAUGAGCGGAGCGUCGCCGUCCGUUAACACUGCAUUGCAUAUUUUCUGAGCACUGUAACUAAAGGGUUUUUUAUUGCACUGAGUUUAGUCGAAGAACAACUAGGAGUCUCUCAGCUGAAAGAAAAAAAAAAGAAACCUAUGAGUUCAAUUCUGUGUAGUGCUUAACCAGUAUGUCUACAUGGUCCAAAGUGAAAUGUCACUCAGAUGUGCAAAAGAAAUGAGAAAACUCAUGUCAGUUUGAUGGUGGAGCUGUGUGUGAAAGUUGAAUUGUGUGUGUGUGUGUGUGUGUGUGUGUCGAGUUGUGUCUGUGGAGUGUGUGUGUGUGUGUGUGUGGGUGUGUGGGUGUGUGCGGGCGCUGUCUGGUAACUGUAAAUCAUCUCUUCCCAGAAACAUGUGCAACCUGUGUUUGUACAAAAAAAAAAUGUUAAAGAUCUGAGAUUACUUUGCUCUUUCCAAAACAAUAAAACAUAUAAGCCUGAUAAA
Pimephales promelas (fathead minnow) is the source of this 5416-nucleotide messenger RNA. RefSeq names its product SH3GL interacting endocytic adaptor 1a (gene sgip1a). The record is from RefSeq and is a predicted model, not a curated record. Gene Ontology annotation, biological process: clathrin-dependent endocytosis; synaptic vesicle endocytosis; clathrin coat assembly. Gene Ontology annotation, cellular component: clathrin-coated pit; plasma membrane; clathrin-coated vesicle. Lineage: Eukaryota; Metazoa; Chordata; Actinopteri; Cypriniformes; Leuciscidae.